GAAUAUACUAAUUUGUUACGCUCUAAAACGGUAAGGCAGCCCAACUCAAACAAACAAACAUAUAGUAAUAUCUUAACAACCAAACGUGAUCCUAGAUUUCACGUAUCAACUAACCCCCCAAAUCUACCCAAAAAAAUAACCCCCCAAAAUCUCUAACGUAAUAUCGUCGUCAUACACAUCUCAAACCGAAUCAAAAGUAACGCUCUAGCUAGCUAGCUUGCUCUUCCAAACUCCAUUGCAGCAACAAUGGAGUCCUCAUCACCACACAAACCCACCUCCGUUCUACCCAAAACAACGAUCCCACACAACAAAAGACCCAACACCACCACCAUCCUCCACAAACUAAGGCAAAACUUGGCUUAUCAAUCCAUAUGGGCAGAGCUCAAUGGCGCCAUGGGAGACUUGGGCACAUACAUCCCCAUCAUCCUCGCCUUAACCCUCUCCCGCGACCUCAACCUUGGCACCACGCUGAUCUUCACGGGAAUCUACAACGUCGUAACGGGGGCCAUUUACGGCGUCCCGAUGCCCGUAGAGCCCAUGAAAUCCAUAGCCUCCCUGUCCAUAGCCAGUAACGGCACAUCGUCGUCGGAGGUGUUUGGGGUGCCGGAGAUGAUGGCUGCAGGGAUCUGCACCGCGGGAGCCAUGUUGUUCCUUGGAGCAACGGGGCUCAUGAACUUGAUAUACAAGCUCAUCCCACGUUGUGUGGUGAGAGGGAUUCAGCUCUCUCAGGGGCUUUCCUUUGCGCUCAAUGCAGUGGAGUACAUCAGAAAGGAGCAGGAUUUCUCCAAGCCCAAUUAUGGAAACGGGGAGAAGAGAGGUUGGUUGGGGCUUGAUGGGUUGAUACUGUCCAUUUUCUGUGCUUGCUUUAUUGUGAUCGUUAGUGGUUGUGGUGAGGCAGGGGAGGAGGCAGGGGAAGAGGCAGGGGAGGUGAUUAUAAUGGAGGUGGAGAAUGGUGAUGGUGGUUGUGAUGAGAGGGAGAGAGCUGCGAGGAAGGUGAUUGCUUCAUUGCCUUCAGCGUUUCUGGUGUUUAGUUUGGGAGUGGUGUUUGCAUUCAUAAGGAAGCCGAAGAUGGUUUACGACAUACGAUUCGGGCCAUCUCGAAUGGAGGUGGUGACGAUCUCGAAACAAGCGUGGAAGACCGGGUUCGUGAAGGGGACGAUCCCUCAGCUGCCGUUAUCGGUGUUGAACUCUGUGAUCGCGGUGUGUAAGCUGUCCAACGAUCUAUUCCCCGCGGGGAAGAGACUGUCUGCAACUUCGGUAUCGGUGACUGUUGGGGCGAUGAACUUGGUGGGGUGCUGGUUCGGGGCAAUGCCGUGUUGCCAUGGAGCUGGAGGGUUAGCUGGGCAGUACAAGUUUGGAGGGAGGAGUGGCACUUGUGUUGUGAUUUUGGGGGUGGUGAAAUUGGGUUUAGGGUUAGCGUUGGGGAGCUCACUUGUGGUAGUACUGAGGGAGUUUCCAGUUGGGGUUUUGGGGGUUUUGUUGUUGUUUGCCGGGAUCGAGCUCGCCAUGGCUUCGAGGGACGUGAACUCGAAGGAGGAUGCUUUUGCUAUGCUUGUGUGCAGUGCUGUCUCGCUUGUGGGAUCGAGCGCGGCUCUAGGUUGUCUAUGUGGGAUUGUGGUGCAUUUGCUGCUGAAGCCUGACAAGGUGGUGAUGAUGGUGAUCAAGUUGGUUUGUGGUCUUAAGAGACGUUGUUGUUAAGGUAGUGAAUUGAAAUGGAUGAUGAGAAAUUACUUUGAUUUGCAUGAAUGUUUACCUAAUUUGAACUCUUUGAAAUUUUUCAUUUUCAAUUACUAUAGUAGAGUAGAACAUACAGUAUCACAUAGGAUAUACAAUAUACAAAAGCUUGAAGCUAACAAAGAGAACCUUGCUCAACUCCUGCCUGACUUGUAUCACACGCAAUCAUAGUAAAAGGCUUAGUAUGCAUUCUGAGUUGCCUAGCUAGUCAUGCUAUGCUGGCAACAUUGGUUGGUUGCUCCUCAAUCAAAUCAUGUGAGGACAAAAAGACAUGAAGAAAUACAAUAGAAUUCCCAGAACAAUAGAAGCCAAUAGUUCUU
Messenger RNA from Linum trigynum, 2054 nucleotides. NCBI's taxonomy places the organism in Eukaryota, Viridiplantae, Streptophyta, Magnoliopsida, Malpighiales, Linaceae. The record is from the annotation of a GenBank genome assembly.